Messenger RNA from Tyto alba (common barn owl), 1567 nucleotides. It is a transcript of the gene CALR, whose product is annotated as calreticulin. Gene Ontology annotation, molecular function: calcium ion binding. Gene Ontology annotation, cellular component: endoplasmic reticulum membrane; endoplasmic reticulum. Gene Ontology annotation, biological process: protein folding. The record is from RefSeq and is a predicted model, not a curated record. Bases 84 to 1328 code for a protein of 414 amino acids. Lineage: Eukaryota; Metazoa; Chordata; Aves; Strigiformes; Tytonidae. The transcript has 9 exons.
GGGCGCCGCCACCGCCCCCCUCCGCAGUGCCGGGCGCCGCCGGGCCGUGAGGGGACGAGCGCGCGCCGCGUGGGACCGCCGCCAUGAGCCGCCUCAGCCUCCCCGUCCUGCUCGGAGCCCUCUUGGCGUUGGCGGCGGCCGGGCCCAGCCCCUUCUUUCGGGAGGAGUUCGGGGACGGAGAUGCCUGGACCCGCCGGUGGGUGGAAUCAAAGCACAAGCCUGACUAUGGCCGGUUUGUCCUCACGGCUGGGAAAUUUUACGGCGAUGCCGAGAAGGAUAAAGGGAUCCAGACGAGCCAGGAUGCCCGGUUCUACGCCAUCUCCUCCCGCUUUGAGCCCUUCAGCAACCGGGACAAGACGCUGGUGGUGCAGUUCACGGUGAAGCACGAACAGAACAUUGACUGCGGCGGCGGCUACAUCAAACUUUUCCCGGCCAGCCUGAGCCAGGAGGACAUGCAUGGCGACUCAGAGUACAACAUCAUGUUUGGCCCCGACAUCUGUGGCCCUGGAACCAAGAAGGUCCAUGUUAUCUUCAACUACAAGGGGAAGAACGUCCUGAUCAACAAGGACAUCCGCUGCAAGGAUGAUGAGUUUACCCACCUCUACACGCUGGUGGUGCGGCCUGACAACACCUAUGAGGUGAAGAUCGAUAACGGGCGGGUAGAGUCGGGCAGCUUGGAGGAGGAUUGGGAUUUCCUGCCCCCCAGGAAGAUCAAGGACCCCGAGGCCCGGAAACCCGAUGACUGGGAUGAGCGGGCCAAGAUCGAUGACCCUGAGGACACCAAACCAGAGGACUGGGACAAACCCGAGCACAUCCCUGACCCUGACGCCAAGAAGCCAGAGGACUGGGAUGAGGAGAUGGAUGGGGAGUGGGAGCCCCCCGUCAUCCAGAACCCCGAGUACAAGGGUGAGUGGAGGCCCCAGCAGAUCGACAACCCCGACUACAAGGGGAAGUGGGUGCACCCCGAGAUCGACAACCCCGAGUACAGCCCCGACCCCCACCUCUACGCCUAUGACAGCUUCGGGGUCAUCGGGCUGGACCUCUGGCAGGUGAAGUCUGGCACCAUCUUCGAUAAUUUUCUCAUCACGGAUGACGAGAAGCUGGCGGAGGAGAUUGGGAACGAGACCUGGGGGGCCACCAAGGAGGCAGAGAGGAAGAUGAAGGAGCAGCAGGAUGAGGAGCAGCGGAAGAAGCAGGAGGAGGAGGAGAAGCAGCAGAAGGAAGAAGAGGGGGACGAGGAGGGGGACGGGGACGAUGAAGAGGAGGAUGAGGAGGAAGAGCCUGAGGCUGAGGCCGAGGAGGCGGCGGCGCCGCGGGACGAGCUGUGAGCGGCGGCACGGCCGGAGUGUCUCUGUGAGACCUGGACUGUUUUGUACGGGCGCCGCCGCCCCACCGGGACGGGAAUGGGGACCGGGACCGGGAUGGGCCCGCGGGGCGAGGACUCAGGAAGGGGGCCGGGUUGGGGGGGAGGGAAGGGGGGGAGGUUGGGGGUGUAGGGCUCCGCGGGCGCACGUGGCUGUACGGGUGACGCGAUCCGGUUUCUAUUAAAUUAACGCUCGUUCCCGGC